Aspergillus puulaauensis is the source of this 429-nucleotide messenger RNA. Its product is annotated as DUF4267 domain-containing protein. The transcript is spliced from 2 exons. The coding region runs from base 1 to 429 and encodes 142 amino acids. NCBI's taxonomy places the organism in Eukaryota, Fungi, Ascomycota, Eurotiomycetes, Eurotiales, Aspergillaceae. The record is from RefSeq and is a predicted model, not a curated record.
AUGAUAUCGCCGAUCCCCUCGUGGUUCUGGGGCUUCCUGGACUACAACAGCUGCAGCUUCCCUGCUCUGAUCAGAACUGUGUGCAUCAUCCGCGGAAUCCGCAACAUCAUCACCCCAGGCAACCAGUACUUUGAAUUCGGGGUCCCCCGCGAGGGCUCCAACGACCCGGUUUCAAGGGAGGGCACGGUCUCCCCGCUCAUGUAUGUCAAGGGCAUCCGCGAGAUCGGAUACGGGGUCAGCAUGGAGGUCGUGGGGCGACUGCACGACCCGAGGGGCGUGACGGGGAUGCUUGCAGUGGGGGCCGCGAUGAGCGUGGGGGACGCGGUGGUGGUUGCGCUGUUUGGGAGGGGGAAAUACUCGAUGGUUCUGUGGCAUCUGCUGGUUGCGCUGUAUUUCUCGGGGAUGGCCUAUUUGCGCUCUCAAAGUUAG